AAGAAUCUUAAAGCAGCAGGAGAUGGGGAAAAUUAGACGUGCUGGCUGUGUGAAUGUAGGUGCUAGGAUACCCGCCUGAGAAGAAGGUUAAUGGAACAACUGCGGGAUCCAGUUAUGCAAGAAGAUGCAAAUAUUAAAGCCAUUAAUGAAGAGUACAGGAAAGCCUUUAUUUUUAUCAAUAAAGGACUGAAUACAGAUGAACUGGGUCAGAAGGAAGAAGCAAGAAGUUACUAUGAGCAAGGGCUUGACCACUUGCUCCGAGGAGUUAGCAUUCCAUCAGAGGGUCCUGCAUGUGUAGGGUCCCAGUGGGAGUCUGCCAGGCAAAUGCAACAGAAGAUGAGAGAGACCCUGCAAAAUGUUCGUGCUCGACUCGGCAGUCUAGAGCAAAACACUCCACCAGUACAAGCAUCUCCUGCUAUGAUGGAGGCCCCUCCUGGGGUGCCCAAGUUAUAUCCCUCCAUUCCUUCCAAAGAAAAGCCAGAAAGACCCCCUCCCCCUAAUUCUCUGUUUGUACCAAGUCAGCCGCCUGCAGCAGAUGGAAAUGGUGCAGCUAUGAGUCAGGGGCAGAUUCCAGCUAUGAGUCCAUCAUCUGCAAAACCUCUUUGUUUGCCAAAUGAAGCACCUCCUGCCUAUACUCCUCAAGCUACCAAUGGCCACUUUACUGUGUCCUAUGGCACAGACUCUGGGGAGUUUUCUUCUGUCAGUGAGGACUACUACAACAACAAAUGUACUCAGCCACCUCCCCUGGAAAACCUGGGAGUGGAUGCAGAUGAGCUGAUCUUGAUUCCCCAAGGAGUACAGAUAUUUUUUGUGACUCCUGAUGGGCAGGUUAGUGCUCCUUCAUAUCCUGGAUAUCUGCGCAUCGUGAAGUUCUUGGAUACAGAUAGUGAAGCUGCUCAGAAUCGUCCACCGGCGUUUCUUCAGGUUUGUGACUGGUUGUAUCCUCUGAUGUGUACCCAGUCUCCUGUUCUGUGCUGCAAUACCGGAGUCUACAUGUUCCCCGACACAAUAUCCCAGAUACCAGGGUCCUACGUGGGAGUAGUGCUAUCUUCAGAACUUCCAGCAGCUGACAGAGAGCUGUUUGAGGAUCUGUUAAAACAGAUGUCUGACCUACGAAUACAGGUGCCAGGAUCCCAUGAGAGAGUAGGGUUACCUUCAAAGCUCCCAGCAACUAAAAGAGCACAUUUUGAAGAUAAAUUUAAACAGAGGUCUGGCCACAAAGUCCAGCCUCCUGAAGCCUCUAGUGAUGCAAUUCACUUGCCUGAGACUGUACAUAUCCAGCCACAACCUGAACAAGCAGAAGAUCAGAAAGAGUUACCAGAAUGGAGUGAGAAAGUUGCCCAUGGAAUCUUGUCAGGUGCAUCUUGGGUAAGCUGGGGCCUAAUGAAAGGAGCAGAAUACACGGGUAAAGCUAUUCACAAAGGAGCUUCUAAACUGCGAGAGCACAUUCAACCAGAAGAAAAACCUGUGGAAGUCAACCCAGCUGUAGCAAAGGGACUUCAUGUAGCAAAACAGGCUACUGGAGGAGCUGUGAAAGUCAGCCAAUUCUUAGUUGAAGGGGUGUGUUCUAUAGCGAGCUGUGUCGGAAAGGAGCUGGCUCCACAUGUGAAGAAGCAUGGCAGCAAAUUAGUUCCAGAAUCCCUAAAGAAAGAUAAAGAUGGCAAAUCUACUUUUGAUGGUGCUCUGGUUGUAGCAGCAAGUGGAGUUCAAGGGUUUUCAACAGUGUGGCAAGGUUUAGAAAGUGCAGCGAAGUGCAUUGCUAAAAGUGUUUCAACUGAGACUGUAAAAACGGUCAAACACAAGUAUGGAGAGGAUGCUGGUCAUGCUACAGACAAUGCUAUGAAUUCUGCAAUCAAUGUUGGUGUUACAGCAUUUAACAUUGAAAAUAUUGGUAUCAAAGCUGUUGUAAAGAGAACUGCAAAGGAAACUGGCCAUGCUGUGCUAGAUGAAUAUAAAGUACUGGAUAAUGAGAAGAAGGAGAAUUUCUCUUUUCACCUACAAAAAAGCUGAUCUUACCCAAAGUUCAUGUUAGGAAAAAUGAAAGAUGAACCUCAGGUUUUGCAUAUAGCUCAUGCCCUUCAGUUUCAUCUAUACAUCAUCAAAACAAAGACUUGUAUUAAAACAACAGUUAAGAUCAAGGUGUUACAGUCUUCAAGAGACCACAUUGGAGUACACUGAGGAAAAACAACAUUUAAAUGCCAUCAGUAUCAGGUAGUGGUGUCCUGCUCAACCUGCUUUUGUUCUCUUCAUUUGUAUGUGUUUCAAAAUGGAUUAAAACUAUUCUUUGAAUGAUGCCUACCCCAUUUUACAGUUUGUAAUGUGAUAUAUCCAUGAUCUCCCCUUUUACAUUGUUCCAAAGUUUAGUUAAUUUUCUCAGCUGAUAGUAUUACCUUGCUUCACCUGCUACUUCUUAGGCCCAGGGUAGCAACUCCAUAGGCUUGUUCUCCAUUCUUCUACCAUAUGCAACAGCCUUCUCAUAUUUACUGCCUUAUCUCAGCUCUCCCUUUUAUAUAUUAAGUCCCCAAACCUCCUGUCUUAGGUUGGUUUUCUAUUCACAGCUUGGUUUUGUUUCUUUGAACACUGAACAUCUUUUGAUACAUGGCAGUCGUAGAAAUUUUACUAAGCCAUGUAGUGUAUGAACUACUAUGUGAUUUCCUAAGGCAUUCUUACUUCCAAAUUCAUUCAAAGACUUUUCUGCUACAAUAUUGGUCUCAAAUCUUGUCUUGAGAGGAUUGAUCUCUAAGUCAUUCUAAGCUACAGCCAUCUCUGGCGUUUUCAUCAUUGUGUAGAUAUAAACCAUAGUUCUUAUCUCAAAUCUAAGCCCCUGUAUUUGAAUGGAUUCCUCAAGAUUCCAAGGGUUAUUUGAUUGGUUUGUUUAAUGCUGGUUUAAAGCCAACUUGGAGUAGCCUAUUUUUAAUAUCCGUGAAUAAAUCCAUAAUCCUUUAAAAAGAAUUGGUAAACCUACCUACCUUCCACUACAAAAAAGACAUGCUGACCAGCUUACAACAGAAUGGUGAGGGUUGGAAGGGAGCCCCUGGUCUGUAAUCCACCUCCUACUGCUCAAAACAGGUCCAGCCUGGAGCACAGUACUCUGCUCCAAUUCUGCUCAUGUUGUGACUGUCUCCAAGGAUGAAGACUUCACUGCCCUUCUGAGCAACUUUUACCCAACUUGACUCUGCUCAGUGUUUUCCCUUAUACUGAGCCAAACAUUUUUAAAUGCAGGUGCAUUCUAUUGCAUAUCCUUCCAUCAUGCACACUGGAGGAAACUUUGGCUUCUCCAUCUUAUUUAGACUAUGUAAUAUUUCAUAUUACAUAGCUGAUUACAGCACUAAGCUCUCCUUAUGCCUUCUCUUCUCCAGCCUGAACAGAGGCAAGUUCCUGACCUAAUGCAGCCCUUGGGACUUGUUUGCGAGCCAAAAGCUCAGCACUUCAGCAUGUACUGAACAGAGUGGAAGAACUACCCCCCUCAGGCUCCUGGCCUGCUAUGGCAGCCCAGAAGCCCUUCAGUCCUGUUUGCUCUAAGCCGUUGGUGGCUCAUGGCAGCUUCUUCACCAGGAAGCCUGUGUCUUCUACAACAUGGCACUACUUCAGCUUUACCCAUGCCAGAUACUGGGCUUUGCACUUUAUUUUUGUUGCAUUUCAUUAGGUUUCUCCAGGCUGUACACCCACCCAUGAAUGGUCACCCUUUUCAUCCUGCAUACUAACUGCUCCUCUCAAUUCAUUGCUGUCAUCAAAUUUGCUGAGCUCAGUCUUCUAGGUUAUCAGUCAUGAAUUAAGGGUAUUGGCUCAAGUAUUGAUCACAAACAGUCAUACUGCUGAUCUCCACACUUCAAGCCUGAUGGCCCAGCCAAUUUUCCAGGAGCCUUAUGAACCACUUAUCCAAUCUAGAACUCACCAAUUCAGCUAUAAAAGUACUCUGGGAGACUACAUCAAAGCCUUUGGUGAAGUCAAAAUAUACAACAUCCACAAGUUUCCCCUUGCCAAAACAGCCAUUCAUCAUACCUUAGUUACUGGUGCUACAGAAAUAACUUCUUUGUAAAAAUUAAUUUGUGCCUUCAGCAACUGGUCUACCUUGCUUUUAAGUAACCCUAGGUGUUUAAUGCCUUUACAUAUCAUAAAUACAUAUUUAAGUAUAAAAUUCUGUUUUCAAAACACAUUGUGUAGUGAACAAGUUUUCUAACUGUUCUUACUAAAAUUUUUGAACUCAACCCAUUAAAAGCCUUAAAACAAUGAUAAUGCCUUUAGUGGUAUCCAUAUAGCUAAUUUUAACCAAUUUAUUUGCAAUAAAGAAAUGGAGGAAAAUU
This is a messenger RNA of Vidua chalybeata, 4304 nucleotides long. It is a transcript of the gene SPART, whose product is annotated as spartin. Gene Ontology annotation, cellular component: plasma membrane. The record is from RefSeq and is a predicted model, not a curated record. NCBI's taxonomy places the organism in Eukaryota, Metazoa, Chordata, Aves, Passeriformes, Viduidae. Gene Ontology annotation, biological process: cell division; negative regulation of BMP signaling pathway. Bases 91 to 2010 code for a protein of 639 amino acids. The transcript is spliced from 11 exons.